Molecule: messenger RNA, 3115 nt
Organism: Scleropages formosus (Asian bonytongue)
Lineage: Eukaryota; Metazoa; Chordata; Actinopteri; Osteoglossiformes; Osteoglossidae
Gene: xkr5a
Product: XK related 5a
Exons: 7
Coding region: 114-2000 (628 amino acids)
Cellular component (GO): membrane
Source: RefSeq, a predicted model, not a curated record
CAUAGGGAGCCAAAACUGGGGGCGGCGGAGGGGGGGGAGACCGGUGAAGCUCCGGCUACUGUACUGAUCAUGUCCCCGAUCGACGCCGGUGCUGUCUGCGGUCUUUCGUGCCCAUGAGCAGCGGAGAGACGCUCUCCGCGACAAAGAUGCCCACGGCGGGCUCGAGGGGCUGCUGGACGGCCUGGUGCCAGGUGGUCCUCUUCGCUGCGUCGGCGUUCGUUAUUCUAGCCGAGAGAACCGCGCUGAUCUACUGCUGUGUCUAUUACCUGUGGAAUGGCCAAACGCUGUGGGCUGCACUCACCCUUAGCCUGGCUUUGCCUGGGACCGCUGUCCAGGUGCUCAGCUUCCUGUGGUACCGUGCGGAUGGACACCGGCGAACGUGUUUCCUCUCCACCGUCCACUUGAUGCACUUGGGUAUCUUCAAAAGGUUUGGGGAUUGUAUGUCGUCAGUGUGGCAUAUGCAAAGAUCCAUGGGCGGCCUGGGUGCCGCAGUGAUGCAGCAAGCAGACGUCUCAGCUCUCCGCCUCCUGGAAGCGCUGGUGCUCACCCUUCCGCAGACCUUGCUACAAACAUACAUUCUUAUCACCUCUGAUGUCGGCCUGCUGUCACCAGUGGCACUGUGCUGUGGUCUGUGUCUGCUGUCCCUGUCGUGGGCACUGGUGCUCUACAGUCGGGCUUGCUGCCUGAUCCGUCCAGGCCACCUGGCUAUGCCCCCAGCUGCCCUGCUGUGCCAGCUGCUGUGGCGGACAGGCAUGCUGGGCACUCGGAUUGCCUGCCUCAUGCUCUUUACCCGCAUCUUCCACUGGUGGGUCUUCGGAGUCAUAGGUUUCCAUUGGCUGACGGCCUCCUUCUGGCUUGUCUCUCAGCAAGCAGACAUCUGCAUCAGUCCUUGGCGCUGGCGUCUCUUUAACUGCAUGCUGGGUGCGGUCCAUGUCUUCUUCUUCCUCAAUGUUAAAGACAGCCCCUCCAGGUUCCGCAUGGCAGGCUUUUAUGUGGUCAUGCUACUGGAGAAUGCCACCCUUCUGCUUUCAGCCACAGACUUCCUCAGUGAGGCAUCCUGGGAAAGCAUGAGUAUUCCCACCGCAGUGCUGUGCAGUUUUCUGCUGGGAACAACAUCACUGGUCCUCUAUUACCGUUUUCUUCACCCCAAGUCCACAGAGAUAUGCCAGAGCCUACGCCACAAUGAUGUCAGUGGAGUCUGCAUAGAUCGGGACGAAUCCUCCUACGCAAUGAGUGACAAGACAGUGCCCAUUCCAUCCGUGCAGACCCAUGGCAGCUUUUCCCUCACUGGCCUGGCUGGAUCCCUUGUGGAACAUUCCGGAAGCUGCGGUGCCAAGCCUAGCGGUGGCCAGUGCAAGCACCACCAUUGGCUGCUUAUUCGCCUGGCACUCAAGACUGGAGACAUGGCCCGAAUUAACCUUGCCUAUGGCGCUGGCGGUGUGUCCUCCAUGCUGGACAUGGAGGAAUGCAACCCAGAUAUGAAGGACAGGGGAGUGUCCUCCCCAGACUCUGAGCACAAGGCUGGCUCUGAACCCCUCUCCAACUGUAAGGAGGACUUCCACAGCAUGAGUGAGCCUGCUUCCUUUGAUGCAACCCAAGAUGAGGAUGGAAGUCUCGAGAUGGUCAGCCCCUUGGAGUCCCCUGUGUCCGAAGUGAAGAGGGGCUCCCCCGAGGGCAAGUCCGUGUUGGGGGAGAGUCCUGAGCGCAACUUCUGCCCCACAGAGUCCUGCUCCACUCUUUACUUCAGUGCAGACCCCCAGUCUCCCAGCAGUGCCAGCAACCCUGGACUGGACAAGGAUCCUGUCACGGAGAACCUGGCGGCACUCAGCCCCAUCUCUGGUGACUCAGGUAAGUUUUGUGAUGUCAGGGGACUGCUGAACAGGGUGGAGCCCCGCUUCACAUCCACACCAAAGCUGGAUUCAGGAGUGCAGGAGAUCACAGGUCUCUGCCUAGCAGGCCCCAGGAGGCAGUUGAGGAAAAGUGAUGAUGGACGGUUUUAAAACACUCCAGGUAGCAGAAUGCACUGAGCAGCAGAGCAAGUGAAAGCUGAAAAAGCACAAGCAUACUAAAGGGAUGAAAAUAUGCCUUUAUGAUUUCAAGAAACCAGUCACCAUCUUUGGAUUCAACAAUAAGUUUAACUGAUGUACUGUAUUCCCUAAAGGUGGGGCCUGUUUACUUUUUACAGUCAUUAUUUAAAUUUUGGUUGCCGUGGCUCUUGGUGUCAUUUUUCUUUCUUGUAUCUAACCUGGUCUAUUUGCUUUUUUUAAUUUUUUUAUUUUUAAAUUUUCCUCUAUCUUUAUCAUCUACAGUUGCAUAUUCUAACGGUACGCUUCUUGUAAAGAUGUAAAAUAUAUAUACUUAUUUGAUUGUCUAUUUUAAAGCAAAUUUAAUACUCUGAAUUAAUGUUCUUUUGUUUUAUUUUUCUUCUGGACCCACUGACAUUCGUGUUUCUCUUUCAACACCUCAAAAAACUCCUAUAAAGACGGGAUGUGCUGUGACAGUGUUUUUGGUACUCAUUAUUAUUAUAUCUUACAAGUUUCUAUUUUUAUGUCAUUUUAGCUAUAAAGAGAUGAGUAUUGUUUACUUGUCAUGAGAAGAACGAUGCCACAAUUUACAUUAGACCGUAGUAUAUGGUCUAUUGCUGUUUUACCCAGUCCAGGUAUUUGAGCAGUGAUCAUUGUGAUUUUUUUUUUUUUUUAAUUCAAGGUCACUGCACCAUGAUCCUGAAUAAAUUAGACCAGAAAACCAAUAAAAAGAACAAUUAACCUCUGUGGGAAUAUUCUUGCUUUUAUACUGUUAUAGUAAUUAUUAUUAGAAUCAUGUUCUAAAUCCUUCCUUUUUAUGAUGUUUCCUACCUGCAACUGCUGUCAGAAUAUUUUCAAGUCUACCUUGAACCAUGCUCAGGAGAACACAUUUCUCAGACAUGUCUUUGAAGAUAUUUCCUCGUACUAGGAAAUAAAAGUUUUAAAAGGCAUGUAACGGGCCAUUUCAUUAUUCCCUUUUUGGAAUUUUAAAAAGUCCCAUUUAAUGUGACUACUUUCAUAUCAACUGUUGAUUCUUUUAUUUGUUACAAAUAAGAACAACCUGAAGUGAGAAUGUAUGAUAUUUUACCCAG